AGCAACGCCGCUCUGCCGAAGGCCCGAAGGGAAACGGAAGUGACGAGGUAGCUCAUCAAUUGCCUUGUUUGAAACGUAUUUUCCGGGUGUGGGGGCCCUUGUCGAGUGCCGAAAUGGCGGUUUUCCCGCUACAUACGGCCCCGCUGAGCCGCUAAAAAUGCUUUCCAGUCGGCGACUGCAAGUCCGGCUCGCAGUCGUAUCGUCACGUCACGACGACGCACGACGCGCGGGGAAUGCUGGGAGCAAAGAGGAGGAACAGCCAAGAUGGCGGACGUAGUGGACUAGCGAUGUGCCCUUCGUCGGUCUUACCCCAAUUUCGUCUUGAGAACCGAAUAUAACAAGUGUUGUAUUGGUUCGCGGUAUUCCUCAAGUGUUUACUUUGAGAUUCAUUGUUUUCAUCAGUGGUUUUUCAUCUACAAAUCUGGAAUUAGCGGCAACCUUGUGGGUUACCCGACGAGCACGAGAAGCUCCUCACAAAAUGGCAGCAAGAACCCUGCGUUCAGUGAAAGUGUGAAUUUUAAGCCGAACUUUGGUUCCUAUCAGCUGUUUUAUAAACACUGCUGCUGUUUUAUCGGCUCCCUCUCUAAUGUUGUUCGCUUGAGAACAAUUUCUUGACUCAAUACGGGCAUCGUGGGCACUGCCACAGAAAAUAUCUGGAACAAUGCAUCAGGUUUUGGCUGCAGAUGGUUCAGAAUCAGAUUCUGAGAAAAAUUCAUCAGCUUCUGACAAUGAGUCCAACUCGUCCUCAGCUGCAUCAGGAUCCGAAAGUGAUUCUGGGUCUGGCAGCUCAUCUUCCAAGUCGGCGUCUGGCAGCGGCUCUGACUCUGAGGGCAGUCAAGAUGAGCUCAACAAAUCUCGUUCAUCGGCACAAAAGUCGUAUUCAGAGAAGUCGUCACCGGCUAAGUCAACUCCAGAGAAAAUGCGGCCUAGCUCUAGGUCUAGGGACAGGAUUGAUCUAAAACAGGUAAAGAAGAAUCGAGAUAAAUCUUCAUCCCGGGCAACAGCAGAGUGUUGGGAAAAAGACCCCGACGUGUAUGGUAUCAGACGGUCUGGUCGUUCCAGAAAAGAGCCAGAGCGUCUCAGAGUGAACGAAAGUGACUCUGGAGAGAAGGUUCGUUCCAAACGAAGUUCCAGAGGUUCCAGGAGCCAAUGGAAUUCUGACUCUGAAUCAGAUUCUCAGGAUUCAUAUGAUGAACGGCCACCACCUAGUAAAUCAGUACAACAACGAAAUCGUAAUAUUGCAGCAAGGCGCCCAAUUGCUAAACCUAGCGCACAUUCUUCGUCAAGAAGAGAUGACAAAAAGACACAAAAAAGACGAAGAGGAAGUGAUUCCUCUGACGAAUCUAGUUUGGAUAGUGAAAAUGGGGGUACUAACAGGUUAUAUUCCAACGCCUACUACGAUGAUGACCCCUACAGACAAACAUCACUUCGAACAAACAAGUCCGUCACCUACAAGGAGGCAAGUGAAGACGAGACUGGCUCUGAGGACCUCAUGGACGUUGAUGAGGAGGAGAUGACAGCAGCUGCUGCUGCAGCUGAAUCGGACAACGCCGAAACGAUAGAGAAAGUUCUUGCUGCUCGCAGAGGGAAACGUGGAGUUGUCGGGAAUGUGACUACAAUGUAUGCCGUUGAAGAGAGUGGUGAUCCCAACGAAGGAUGUGACCCAAAUGAUUUAGCCAAUACAGAAAUGCAGUAUUUAAUUAAGUGGAAAAACUGGUCCCACAUUCACAACACCUGGGAAUCUGAACAUUCUCUCAAAGAAAACAAGGUUAAAGGUUUGAAAAAAUUGGAGAACUUUAUCAAGAAAGAGGAUGAAAUUAAUUUAUGGCGUUCUCAUUCAACUCGUGAAGACUUGGAAUAUUAUGAUUGCCAAAUGGAAUUGUCUCAAGAGUUAUUGAAAAGUUAUACCAGAGUUGAGCGCAUUAUUGCUGAAACACCCAAAACUGAUGUACAAUGGGACUACUAUGUGAAGUGGGAGAGUUUACCGUACUCUGAAGCAACUUGGGAAGAUGGAAUACUCAUUAGAGGCAGAUGGCCUGAGAAGGUGAAAGAGUUCAGAGAAAGAGAAGAGUCCAAACGUUACCCUUCUAAGAUGUGUAAGGUAUUAAAGUACCGGCCGAAAUUUAUAAAAAUUGAAAGCCAACCUUCUUACUUUGGAAGUCAUCCCGACAUGCUUCUCAGAGACUAUCAGAUGGAUGGCUUAAACUGGUUAGUGGGCUCAUGGACCAAAAACAACUCUGUGAUCCUUGCUGAUGAGAUGGGUCUGGGUAAAACAAUCCAAACAAUUUGCACUCUUUAUUACUUGUUUAUGGAAUACCAUCUGUAUGGUCCAUUCCUUCUCGUUGUUCCUUUGUCAACCAUGACUUCAUGGCAGCGGGAAUUCAUGCAGUGGGCUCCAGACAUGAAUGUUGUCACUUAUCUUGGUGAUGUCCAAUCCAGAAACAUUAUUAGAGAUUAUGAGUGGUUCUUUGCCGGCUCCAGGCGCCUGAAGCCUAACGCUGUACUUACCACGUAUGAAAUUGUAUUGAAAGAUAAAGCAUUUCUUGGGAGCCAAAGCUGGGCAGGUUUGAUGGUUGACGAAGCUCACCGCCUCAAAAAUGAUGACUCUUUGUUGUACAAAGCUCUUAAAGACUUUGAUACUAAUCAUCGUCUCCUCAUCACUGGAACCCCCCUGCAAAACAGCCUGAAAGAGCUGUGGGCUCUUCUGCAUUUCAUUAUGCCGCACAAGUUUGAGUCUUGGGAGAUGUUUGAACAGGAGCACGAGGACAGUGCAAAGAAGGGGUACACCAAGCUUCACAAACAACUGGAGCCAUACAUCAUUCGACGUGUGAAGAAGGAUGUAGAAAAGUCACUGCCAGCAAAGGUGGAACAAAUUCUCAGAGUUGAAAUGACAUCUGUUCAGAAACAGUACUACAAGUGGAUUUUAACUAAGAAUUACAAUGCUCUUCGCAAAGGUGUGAAAGGCUCUUCAACUACUUUCCUUAACAUUGUUAUUGAGCUGAAAAAAUGCUGUAAUCAUGCAUUGCUCACAAAGCCCAUAGAUCCUGCUGAAAAUACCUUCAAACCACCAGCAGAACAUAUUAAGGAACUGGUGCGAGGUUCUGGCAAACUUGUGCUGCUUGACAAGCUUCUUGUCAGGUUAAGAGAGACAGGCCACAGAGUCCUUAUUUUCUCCCAGAUGGUCAGGAUGCUUGACAUUCUGGCAGAGUACCUCCAGCUUAGACAUUUCCCUUUCCAAAGACUUGAUGGCAGUAUCAAGGGUGAACUCCGCAAACAGGCGCUUGAUCACUUUAAUGCUGAAGGGUCCCAAGACUUCUGCUUCCUUUUGUCAACAAGGGCUGGUGGUCUUGGAAUCAACCUUGCAACAGCUGACACAGUCAUCAUCUUUGACUCCGAUUGGAAUCCUCAAAAUGACUUACAGGCUCAAGCUCGGGCUCACCGUAUUGGUCAGAAAAAUCAAGUCAACAUUUAUCGGCUUGUCACAAGGUCUUCAGUAGAGGAAGAUAUUGUAGAGAGGGCAAAAGAGAAAAUGGUUCUUGACCAUCUUGUCAUUCAAAGAAUGGACACUACAGGAAGAACGGUUUUGGACAAGAAAUCAGCAUCAUCAUCAACACCCUUUAACAAAGAUGAACUCACUGCCAUCCUCAAGUUUGGAGCGGAAAAGCUCUUUGAAAAGGAAGAUGCUGACGAUGAUGAGGAUGAGCCCACAUGUGACAUUGAUGACAUUUUGCGACGUGCUGAAACACGAGAUGAAGCCCCCACCAUGGCGGGUGAUGAGCUUCUAUCGGCUUUCAAGGUAGCUACUUUUGCCAUAGAUGAAGAUGAAGGUCCUGAAAACCUGCCUAAAGCUGAGGAGGAUGAGGAGAGUAAGGAUUGGGAUGACAUCAUCCCAGAGAAUUUCCGGAAAAAGGUGGAGGAGGAGGAAAAAGCUAAGGAAAUGGAAGAUCUGUACUUGCCUCCUCGAAGCCGCAAAACACUCCAGCAACUGAAUCAAUCAGAAAGUGAAGGAGAAGGUAGCGGGCGGGGCCGCAAGCGUAGAAAAGCGGGUGAAGAGUCUGCCUCUAGUGAAGAGGAGAGCGAUGAAGAAAGACCAAAGAAGAGAGGGCGCCCGUCAAGAAGAGAGAACAUCAAGGGUUUCAAUGAUGCUGAGAUUCGACGCUUUGUCAAGAGUUAUAAGAAGUUUGCUGCUCCCCUGAAGCGAUUAGAGGCCAUAGCUGAAGAUGCCGAACUCACAGACAAGUCGCAGAGUGACCUGAGAAAGCUGGCUGAAGUCUUGAGAGAGCGUUGCUUGCAAGCUGUGUCUGAAAACCAAGAAAAUCAAGAGGGUGAGGACAACAAAGGGUCGAAGCAGAAGGGCCGAGUUUCAUUGAAACUCGGAAAUGUUGCUGUGAAUGCAAAGGCUGUUUUGUCCUGCGAGGAGGAAAUGGCCCCCCUAGAAGAUGCAAUUCCAAGCGAACCAAAUGAGCGUGCUAAAUGGACUAUAGACUUUAAAACUAAGUUUGCCAACUUUGAUUGUGACUGGGCGGCUGAAGACGACUCAGCUCUUCUCAAAGGAAUACACCAAUAUGGCAUGGGAUCUUGGGAGGCCAUUAAACUAGAUUCCUCUCUUGGGCUUAGUGACAAAAUUGUUCUUAAUGAAGACAAGAAACCCCAAGGAAAGCAUUUACAAACUCGUGCAGAGUAUUUGCUAAGACUUCUUCGUAAAUAUAGUGAUCAAAAGAAAGGAGUGGCGAAGCCUAAGCGGCAAAGGAAGGCAACAGUGAAAGCCUUAACCAAAGAAAUAAUUGAAAAUGAUGACUCUUCAGGAGAAGAUAACACCAAUAACUCAGCUGCAACAAGUCUCAAUUCCAGUAGGAAAGGUUCCAAAAAGAGUUCAGAAGGAAAGAAAUCGGAUGAUGACGAUGACCACAAGGAUGCUGAAGAUUUCAAAGAAACUAAGAAGGAUAAAAAGAAGAAGGAACCAAAAGAAGGCAAAGACAAGAAAGAAAAGAAGAAGAAGAAAAAACAAGAAGGACCAAUGCACUUCACAGCUAAUAGCGAACCAGUUUCUCUUGACUUACUUGGUCACCUUGACCCCCAGAUUUUCAAAGAGUGCAAAGAAAAAAUGCGACCAGUCAAAAAGUCCCUUAUUGCCCUUGACAAUCCGGAUACAUCAUUAUCUGAGCAAGAACAGUUGAAGAAAACGAGGCAGUGUCUUAUGCUCAUAGGAGACAACAUCAACAAGUGUCUAAGCGAGCUCAAAGAUCCUGAAAAGGUUAAAGCAUGGAGAAAUUAUCUAUGGUAUUUUGUAUCCAAAUUUACAGAGUUUGACGCUAAAAAGCUAUUUAAGUUUUACUGCAAGUACACUGAGAAAAAGACUCAUCAUGAUGAGAAGAAAGAGAAAAAGAAGGAUAAAGAUGAGAAGAAAUAUGAUGUUGAGAUAAAGAAAGAACCAAAAGAAGAAAAGGGAAGUAAAAGAUCUCAUGAGGAUGACAGGGAUGCUAGUUCAACGCCAGCUAAAAAAGUGUUUGACGGUGAAGUGAGAGUGAAGGAAGAAAAGCGUGAGAAAAAGAAGAAAGAUAAGGAUCGAGACAGAGACAGGGAUCGAGAGCGACCGUCUUCUCGAGGUUCUUCGACGCCAAGGCCUGCUGGGCAAGUGGCAGAGCCCCCACAUGGUGCUAACAACGAUCGCUGGAGCUCUGGUGGCAAUCAGAGAGACAGGUUUAGUGGUGACCACAAGAGGGAUAGAUUCGACUACCCCCGCGGCCAGUCGCAGCAAGGCUACCACAGAGAGAGGGAACGCGACAGAGGGGACAGGGAGAGGGACAGAGACAGGGAACGGCCACGAGAGAGAGACCGCGAGCGCGACCGGGACCGGGACAGAGACCGCCCUCGGGACAGGGAGCGGGACAGGGAUCAGAGAAGAUUCCACCACGGGGCGGCUCACGCGGCUCACGCGGCGCCCCUGCCCUACGGCGGCCCCGCGCACUACCCCGCGCCGGGUGGGCCGGGUGGCUACGGCGCCCCUCCAGGCAUGGCGGGCAUGCCGGGCAUGUACCCGCAGAGCAUGGCGGACAUGUACAGAGGGGACCCCGGCCGAGACCCCGGCCGCUACCCGCCCGUCGGCGCGCCGGGCUACCGCGACUACGGCAGGGACUUUGACAGAAGACCUCCGACCAACCCGUCAUAGUGGUCAAGUGACUGCUUUUUAGCAGUAGGUUGUGAUAAUUGACUUUUUUUCGCCUGUGUUGCCCGACUUUCAAGAGGAGUUCAAAGUGCUCAAGACGUUUGUCGACUACUCUCUGUCAUUUUUAAGGCCUGCCUCAGGCAAGGACCUAAGUGAAUGUGCCACUUGUGUGUUAGGUUUUUUCCUUGCUUUUUUUUACCGAGCUAAGUUGGUCGAGAAGAAACUUGUGCCUCUCUUUGUCUCUUUUUGAAGUUUCUCACGUGUUUCCUGAAAACUUUUUUGGCGUGACUAAGUUUUAAGGUGUGUGUUACAAUGAAUUUGACUGUUUACCAUUUACAUGUGUAAGUUGACAUUCAUUUAUGAUGGAUGGAUUAGCAGAUGAUCUUCAUCUCUGUCAUUGUGUGAUCUACCUAUAAAAUGUGCUGUAGGAUGUGGUGUUUAUCUAUUUCAAAUUCCAAAAUGUGAAGUGCUCACAUGCCUCAGAGGAACCUUUUAUUUAUAUAUAUGCAAUCAUACCAAUGAAGAAAAUCAUUUAUUAUUUUCCAUACCAGUGCUUUUUGUUGUGAGUAAUGCAAGUUCUUGGAAUCAUUUCAUUAUUUUGUUGUUUUAUUAUAAUUUCAUUUGUUAUUAUAAAGUAGCUUUGGAGCAAAUUUGAACUGAUAGGCUUUAUAGUGAUUAUUUUUAAUUUAUUAUAGGUUUUCUAAAGUUAUAAAAACUGUAGCUCUCAAAGGCCUCCACAUUUUGUGGUCUGCAGCAGCCAAGUAACUUAUUUUUGUAAUGUAUUCGCUUGUCACAACUGUGGAUUGGCGCCUACUGUGAUCAGUUAAGCUAAUAAUCCCCUUUGGACUUAAACCCUGUCAAGUUUGCAAAGUCACCACAAAUUUGAAAGGUGGAUAACCCUUCAACACUGGUGGUAUUAAUCAGUGCUAUCAACUAUGUCAAAACAUAGGCUACUGCUGUAUAUGCUUCUUUUGCGUCACUUAGCUGUAGAAGUUUCAGGUUAAAUCAUGGGAACGGCCCACCAUCAGUCUGUAUUGUACUCUGUAGGAUUGAUCCUUUCAUCCUGUCUAAACUUUUAUGUAAAUUGAUCAUAUCUUCUGUAUGCUAAUUAAAUGGCAAUCGCAGCUGUGGAGUCUAGGUGACAUUUUUGCUUUGAGAAAGGCUUCAGUCUAGUCUUUCUUGAUACCAGUGCAGGUCCGCUGGUGCUUAUCAGAUGAAUGGGUUUUUAAUUUCACUGUAUUAUGCUUAUCUGGUCAUUGCAUUCUUCUGUCUCUUUAACAUUUCAUUAAUUAUUGUGGGAAGGAUUUUUUGAUCACUGGUGCCACCUUUUCUGCAUGCUACUUUGUUUUGAGCAUGCCACUUUAUUUAACAAAAAUUAUGAUUGUCUUGAAGUCCGUUCACUUAGGCCAAAUAAUCUAAUAAAGCCAGUCUUUUGAGAUUUUUUAUAUCACUAAAUUUAAAUUUUUUGAACUGUUUUGCUCCCACUUAGCACCCAUUAGUAUUUUGCUACUAUGAAGCUAUACAACCAUUCUGGUAUGGUAUAUCAUCUUGGUGUACUUGAUGGCUAGAUUGAAAUGUACCUUGAAGACUGGAACUGUUUUGUAUACACCAGUAGGUGUAGUUAUUUUACCACCUGAAUUUUUAGAAGUUGAUUCUUUAGAACUUAUAAAUGACUGUGAACUGAACUGUCUAUAAUAAAUUAAAAUAAUGUAUCUUAGAUGGUUUUUCAUCUUUCUGUGUUUGGUUAUGAAUGCGCUCCUUCUUUUAUGGAAUAAAUAACCAUUAAUUUUCUUAGUGUUCUGUACACUUCCAAAAGUUUUCAUGGAAUAUUCCCUUCCAGACUUUAUUUUCUGACGUGAUUAAUGCCAGCAGUGCUCUCCGUAACAUCACAAGUCUUAGUUUUCUCUUGAAUUGUCAUAGGACGAGAUUAACUAGUUGGUUAAAUCUGGCAUCCUUCCACAUGUGGCAGUACUUGUGCAAUACAACAAUGCCUUCCAAGUCAAUGUAUCUUGUAUGAAAGUACUAGUACA
Thrips palmi is the source of this 8196-nucleotide messenger RNA. RefSeq names its product chromodomain-helicase-DNA-binding protein 1 (gene Chd1). Gene Ontology annotation, cellular component: chromatin; nucleus. Bases 662 to 6169 code for a protein of 1835 amino acids. The transcript has 22 exons. Gene Ontology annotation, molecular function: ATP-dependent chromatin remodeler activity; chromatin binding; DNA binding. The record is from RefSeq and is a predicted model, not a curated record. NCBI's taxonomy places the organism in Eukaryota, Metazoa, Arthropoda, Insecta, Thysanoptera, Thripidae. Gene Ontology annotation, biological process: nucleosome organization; regulation of transcription by RNA polymerase II.